Aureobasidium vineae is the source of this 1785-nucleotide messenger RNA. The record is from the annotation of a GenBank genome assembly. Lineage: Eukaryota; Fungi; Ascomycota; Dothideomycetes; Dothideales; Saccotheciaceae.
UUUCAGCCAGAAGAACCACGUUUCUUGAGCUUCCCACAUCUUCCCGAUGAUGCCAGAUAUGAGGAUGGAACGCCAAUUCUGAACAAAUACUCUUCCACUUUGACCAGAGGUCAUAAUUUCCCUGGUGCACAGGCCAUGCUCUAUGCAGCAGGUGUGCCAAACGAGAAGGUGUUGAAGACAGCUCCUCAGGUUGGCAUCGCAUCUGUUUGGUGGGAGGGGAACCCUUGCANNAUACACGAUCUGGGAAAGACUGUGAAGCAAGCUGUAGAGAAGCAGGGUAUGCUAGGAUGGCAGUACGGUACCAUUGGAGUGUCAGAUGGCAUUACAAUUAUCGAGACUAUCACAUGUGCCCAGUUCCACGAUGCCAAUAUCUCCAUCCCUGGAUGUGACAAGAACAUGCCAGGUGUUGUAGUAAGUGCUGAUACAGCCGUGAGCAGAUACUUGAGGCUGACCUGUGGCUCAGNNAUGGCAAUGGCAAGACAUAACCGACCAUCUGUGAUGAUCUACGGAGGCACUAUCAACCCUGGGUAUUCCAAGACACUCCGAAAGACGAUCAACAUCACAACAUGCUAUGAGGCACAUGGCGCUUACAACUUCGACACCCUCAAGAACCCAGACGACCCUUCGAUCACCAAGGAUGAAAUUCUGACUGACAUCGAGAGAAACGCAUGUCCUGGUUCUGGAGCUUGUGGUGGCAUGUUUACGGCAAACACUAUGGCCAUGGCAAUCGAGACUCUUGGUUUAACUCUUCCUGGGUCUUCAAGUACGCCUGCCACUUCGCCAGCCAAGAUGCGAGAGUGCCAGAAGGCAGCAGAAGCGAUCAAGAUCUGCAUGGAGAAGAACAUCCGUCCCCUUGACUUGCUCACUAAGAAGUCAUUUGAAAAUGCUCUGGUUAUGAUGAUGGCACUGGGAGGUAGCACAAACGGAGUGCUCCAUCUUCUCGCUAUGGCUGGUACGGCAGGUGUCGAUCUUUCCCUCGAUGACUUCCAGAGAGUGUCCAAUCGCAUUCCAUUCAUUGCAAACAUGGCACCUUCAGGCAAGUAUCUGAUGGCCGAUCUAUAUGAUAUUGGUGGUAUCCCCUCUGUCAUGAAGCUGCUCAUUGCAGGAGGUCUUCUUGACGGUAGCGUCCCUACAAUCACAGGCAAGACACUGGCCGAGAACGUCGCUUCAUUCGAUUCUCUACCUCAGGGUCAAGAAAUCAUCCGCAGCCUGGACAACCCCAUUAAGCCCACAGGUCACAUCGAGAUUCUCCGCGGCAACCUCGCACCCGAAGGUGCCGUGGCCAAAAUCACAGGAAAGGAAGGCAUGAGCUUCACCGGCAAGGCCCGUGUCUUCAACAAGGAGCACGAACUCGAUGAUGCCUUGAACAAGGGUCAGAUCCCUCGUGGGGAGAACUUGGUCAUUGUCGUCCGCUACGAGGGUCCCAAGGGUGGUCCGGGUAUGCCUGAGCAGCUCAAGGCCAGUGCAGCCAUCAUGGGUGCCAAGCUCACCAACGUUGCUUUGAUCACGGAUGGAAGGUACAGUGGCGCAUCACACGGCUUCAUCGUCGGUCAUAUUUGUCCCGAAGCUGCUGUUGGUGGACCUAUUGCUGUUGUUGAAGAUGGCGAUAUGAUUACUAUUGACGCCACAAACAAUACGCUCUCUAUGAAUGUUUCAGAUGAGGAGAUCCAGCAGAGAUUGAAGGUGUGGAAGAAGCCCAGGUCGAACGUCACUCGUGGUGUGCUGGCCAAGUAUCAACGCUUGGUCGGUGAUGCCAGUCAUGGUGCAAUGACAGAUUUGUUCUAG